Molecule: messenger RNA, 3069 nt
Organism: Malaya genurostris
Lineage: Eukaryota; Metazoa; Arthropoda; Insecta; Diptera; Culicidae
Exons: 3
Coding region: 1-3069 (1022 amino acids)
Biological process (GO): proteolysis
Molecular function (GO): nucleic acid binding; zinc ion binding; aspartic-type endopeptidase activity
Source: RefSeq, a predicted model, not a curated record
AUGCCUGCUAGUCCAGUCUAUGGACUGAAGAGCGAGAGUUUUGAAAAAAAAAACAAGGCGCAGAAAUGCCUGCUAGACCAGAAAAUUAUGCUGAAAAGUAUGAAUCUGGAAGAGGUUAAACGUUUCCAUCUGCUUCCGUUUAACAAUGGAGUUACUACGCAAGACUUGCGACGUGAAUGGGAGGAGUGGUACAGGGCGUUCGAGUUGAUGUUAGAACUGAAUAAUGUCGAGACUCAGUGGGAAAAGAGAUUGCUUUUGUUGAAUUGUGGGGGAAGAAAUCUCCAACGUAUUUUUUGUAACUUGCGUCCUACUUCGGAUGAAAUUUACCCUGAAGUGGUGAAACCACCAUUAGCGCCAGCUGAAGUUCCGGAGUACGACAAUGCUAUAAAAAGGUUAAACAAAUUCUUCAUUGGAAAGAGAAAUGAGCGCAUUGAGUUGGAAGUGUUUCGUUCAUUGAAGCAAGGCAGCGAUGAAUCGUUCAACGAGUUUAUCUUAAAACUUCGUGCUCAGGCAUCGCGAUGUGAGUUAUUCGAUCGUGAAGAAAAGGAGCUACUACAACAGGUAACUAUGGGAGCUCGCGACGAGCGUGUACGGGAUAAAGGUCUUGAAGACGUUAUGGGACUUGAUGAGCUCACCAAUUACGCGAUCAACAGAGAAAUUUUGCUUAAACAAAAGGCCAAGAUCAAACCAUUCAACGAGGACCUUCCACCUUCUGCAAUUGCAGUAGUUAACGAAAAUAGACCGCGACAGACAAAGUCAUUCACCCCAUAUGGUACACAAGCAUCUACUGGCUAUUCAAGAAGACGGCAGUUUGCAUCGAAUCAGCGCAAUCGGGAAUGUAACCGAUGUGGUGCGAAUAAUCAUAGAAACGAGGGUGAUUGUUAUGCACGAAACGCUCGGUGCAAUGCGUGUGGACGUGUCGGACACUUCGCAAGAAAAUGUAGGAACAGACAACCCUAUCAAAAUAGCAAUCGUUUCGAGCGGGUCGGUCCGCAAAGGGAGUCUAAUAAUUCUCUUCAGGAGUCACAUACCUGGAAGGAAGAAUUACCAUGUCGACCGAAGUCGGAUAUCAUUGCUGAGGUUACAAUACACCCUCGAAAUGAUGGAAUGAUUACUUGCAUGAUCCAAGACUUCCCAGUCGUCUUUUUAAUCGAUUCUGGGUCUGCUAUUAAUACGAUCACUGAAAGUGUGUGGAACGAGCUCACAAUGAAUAAAACGACCGUUUGUAAGAAGAAGUUUCCUUGUAAUCGCCAGUUUACUGCGUAUGCUAGUUCUAACCCAUUGAAUGUUAUUGUAUUUUUUGAAGCGUGGAUUUCGGUUAACGAGGCGAAGCCAAAAUGUUUUACAGAGUUUUUUGUCAUAGAAGGAGCUACUAAGUCUUUAUUGAGCAAAACGACCGCAGAACAGCUAAAAAUAUUGAAAGUGGGUUCUGCAGUUCAAAAUAUAGAAGUCAAUGAACCGUUUCCAAAAUUUCCAAAUGUGUCAGUGAAGUUGUCCAUAGACAACUCGGUAACACCAAGGAAACUUGCGUAUUUGAGAGUACCCGAAUCAAUGAAGGAAAAAGUUGACAAGAAGAUUUGUGAACUACUACGCACCGAUAUAAUCGAACGAGCUAUUGGUCCUCCAAUAUGGAUAUCUCCAAUGGUAGUAAUUCCGAAGGGAAAGGAUGAUAUUAGGCUGUGUAUAAAUAUGAAAUGUCCCAACAAAGCAAUCCAAAGAGAGCAUUUCCCACUUCCCGUUAUUGAAACUUUCCUGAACAAGCUAAGAGGCGCAAUCUAUUUUUCAAGAUUGGAUAUCGAAUCAGCAUUUCACCAUGUGGAGUUGCAUCCCGAUUCAAGGGGCAUCACUACAUUCAUGACUGACAGAGGACUAAUGCGUUUCAAGAGGCUGAUGUUUGGCAUAAACUGCGCUCCAGAAAUAUUUCAAAGAAUUAUGACUGAAAUGUUGCUGGGUAUAGAUGGUGUCAUUGUCUACAUAGACGAUAUAGUCGUCACCGGCCAAACGCAAGAGCAGCACGAUCACAGACUAGAGAAAGUGUUAGCCAUCCUAAGAAAGAACAAUGCGAAAUUGAACCGAAGUAAAUGUAUAAUAGCGGUGAGAGAGCUAGACAUCCUAGGAUUCAGGGUCAGUUCGGCUGGAAUAUGUCCAUCAGAAGAAAAAAUAUCCGCAAUUAAACGCUUCCGUAAACCAGAGACUAAAGAGCAAGUGAGAAGCUUCUUGGGGUUAGUUAAUUUUGUAGGCCACUUCAUCCCUGACCUCUCCACUAGAACAGAACCGUUGCGCCAGUUCGUCCGCGGUGCUGUACCGAUAUUUGGAAAAGAUCAGGAAGAUGCAUUCAACGAUCUACGAGAAGAGUUAGCUGACAAUGUGCGUAAGCUAGGAUUCUUUGAUCCACAUGAUCCCACUGAGCUGUAUGUAGAUGCUUCAUCGGUUGGUUUAGGUGCCGUACUUGUACAAAGAAAUAACGCUGGCCUUCCUAGAGUAAUCAGUUUCGCAUCCAAAUGUUUAACUGGCUCAGAAAAGGUUUAUCCGCAGACUCAGAUGGAAGCGUUAGCUGUGGUUUGGGCGCCUAGUAAAGCUUUUGAUGAUAACGCCGAACAUUACUUAUGCGCAGUCGGCGAUGGACCAUCGGCUAUCACUCUAGAUGAAAUUCGGUAUGAAACUUUACAAGACACAGCACUCAAAGGGGUCAAAGAAGCAAUUGAGACUGGAAUAUGGAAGGACGAAUUAAUUCAUUACCAAGCGUUCAGUGAAGAAUUAGGAAUCGUUAGCGGUAUUAUCGUUCGUGAAGACAGAAUUGUUCUGCCUUUAGCCCUGCGGUCUAGGGCACUCAACAUUGCGCAUCGAGGUCAUCCGGGAAUAGUUAGUAUGAAAAGGUCCCUCCGAGAAAAGGUAUGGUGGCCUUACAUGGAUCGAGAUGUGGUAGAAAAGAUACAAGAGUGUGCCGGUUGCGCUGCAGUGAGAUCAGAAGGACCCCCGGAACCAUUGCAGCGAAAAGAAAUUCCUGAAAGGGCAUGGCAGGAGAUCGCAAUUGAUUUUUUUCCGCAAAGGAAUGCGCAACAUUUCUAA